This is a messenger RNA of Ogataea philodendri, 1680 nucleotides long. RefSeq lists its product as uncharacterized. Gene Ontology annotation, cellular component: endoplasmic reticulum. Gene Ontology annotation, biological process: GPI anchor biosynthetic process. The coding region runs from base 1 to 1680 and encodes 559 amino acids. The record is from RefSeq and is a predicted model, not a curated record. The transcript has a single exon. NCBI's taxonomy places the organism in Eukaryota, Fungi, Ascomycota, Pichiomycetes, Pichiales, Pichiaceae.
AUGUUUUUUAUUUUUAACCCAAUGAUCUCCUCCAUCUACAACUUCUUUGCGCUGGAGUCGCUGGACGCGCGUCUGUGUGCUCCGGCCAAUCCAAAGAAGAAGGCCGAGAUCAUCAAACGGGCGGGUCCGUCGAGAUGGAAAACGCUCGAGUUCAAGUUUUACGCGGUGGCCUUCCUGAUUGUCGUUCCAUUGAUGGUCAAGACCGCGAUGGAAGCCAGCAACGAAACCAACCCGAACUACUACAGAUACGAGCGGAUCUUGAGUGACGGAUGGCUGUUUGGUAGAAAGGUCGACAAUAGCGAUAGCCAAUACCGGUUCUUCAGAGACAACAUUCCGAUGCUGACGGUUCUCAUGGUUGCCCAUUUGGCUCUCAAGAAUCUGGUGACUAGUUUUGGCAUCGAGAACAUCACGUUCGACUUUGUGUUUGGUUUGGUGUUUCUGUUUGGCGCGCACGGAUUCAAUUGUCUGCGGAUCCUGUUCCAUGCCGCAGUCAUGUACGCAUUGGGCAGAGUGCCUAUCAAAAAGCUAAGCAUUGCACUGUUAUGGAUCUACGGAAUCGGCACCCUGUUCCUCAACGACAGAUACAGACAGGUGCGGUUCUCGCAGAUCGUCCCUGGACUCGAGUCCAUGGACUCGUUCAAAGGCCUAAUCGAGAGAUGGGACGUGUUUUUCAACUUCACUUUGCUUAGACUUCUCAGUUUCAACCUCGACUACUUGUGGAGAGAACAGAAGAAAGACAAGGAGACCAAAGAAACCAAGGAAUCUCAGGAACUCAACGAAAGAGAAAGACAAAAUUACUACCUGGAAGCUUCGGACUACUCGUUGUCCAAUUACAUGGCAUACGUUUUCUACACCCCGUUGUUCAUUGCCGGGCCUAUUCUCACUUUCAACGACUACAUCUACCAGAGCCGUAAGCCUCUAAGUUCAAUCAAUUGGCAAAGAACCGCAAAAUACGGUGUCAUAUUAGUCUAUUGUAUGCUACUGAUGGAGUUCAUUCUCCACUAUAUCUAUGUUGUUGCUGUUUCCAAGGCCAAAGCCUGGGACGGAGACACGCCAUUCCAGAUCUCGAUGAUUGGUCUGUUCAAUCUGAAUAUUAUUUGGCUCAAGCUGCUGAUUCCAUGGAGACUGUUUCGAUUCUGGGCCCUGUGCGACGGCAUCGACACCCCGGAAAAUAUGAUUAGAUGCAUGGACAACAACUACUCCACGGUGCAGUUCUGGCGUGCCUGGCACCGCUCGUACAAUAAGUGGGUCGUCAGAUACGUGUACGUGCCACUUGGAGGCUCGCAGAGCCGGAUUCUUGCUUCUCUGGCGGUGUUCACGUUUGUCGCCGUUUGGCACGAUAUCGAGCUCCGACUGCUGAUCUGGGGCUGGCUCGUGGUGCUGUUCUUGCUCCCAGAAAUGAUAGCCACCCAGUUUGCGAAACCGUACGAGCACGAGUGGUGGUUCAGACAUCUGUGUGCUUUCGGGGCCAUUAUCAACAUCUGGAUGAUGAUGCUCGCCAACCUGUUUGGUUUCUGUCUGGGCAAAGACGGCUUGGUGCUGUUGCUAAAGGACAUGUUCACCACGCUGGACGGGUAUGUGUUUUUCAUCUUGAGCAGUGUUUGUCUGUGGAUUGCUGUGCAGGUCAUGUUUGAGUGGAGAGAAGAGGAAAAAAGACGGGGUGUUGACGUUAAGUGCUGA